Molecule: messenger RNA, 3939 nt
Organism: Aspergillus tanneri
Lineage: Eukaryota; Fungi; Ascomycota; Eurotiomycetes; Eurotiales; Aspergillaceae
Gene: nrps7
Product: putative nonribosomal peptide synthase
Exons: 3
Coding region: 1-3939 (1312 amino acids)
Biological process (GO): secondary metabolite biosynthetic process; amino acid activation for nonribosomal peptide biosynthetic process
Cellular component (GO): cytoplasm
Molecular function (GO): phosphopantetheine binding; catalytic activity
Source: RefSeq, a predicted model, not a curated record
AUGCAAAUGUUCUGGAAAGACUAUCUCGACGGCGCAAUGCCGAGCCGACUGGGAUCGCAGAUAGCGCCUGAAAACACGGCGACAGGCGAAGUGGGCCACGGCCUGCAGAGCGCCGCGUCCAAACGCAAGGUUACUCCCAGCGUGCUCUUAUAUGCUGCGUGGGCUGUUGUCCUGGCCAUCACGAACUCCACGGAUGACAUCGUCAUGGGGGGGAUUCUUCAGAUGAGCGGGCCUACGCUGAUGAUUGCUCCUCUGCGGGUGAAAGUCGACAAAACAAGCUCGCUGGAGGCGCUUCUGGACCGUGUCCAGUCCAGUCUUUGGGAUAUUGCUAAGCAUGCGCCGUACGGGCUACGAAACAUCCUCAAAACCAGUCGACAGCCAAAGGAACUGUUCGACACGAUGGCAAACUUCUUGAUCAAGAUACCCACUUCGUCUCUCUCACCUGCGGGAUUAACGCAAUUACCGCAGAGCAAUCUGGGGACUGUUGAAUAUACCAAGCUGGAGCUUCGCAAUGAGAGCUUAGACCGUGUGACUCUGACCUCAACCCUGGACCCGGGGUAUGCACAGAUUCUCGCAGAUUCUGUUGCGGCCAUAUUGAAGGCAUCAUCUGACGCGCCGCUUACCAAAAUUGGAGAGCUCCGGUUAGCAGUACGGCAAUGCAUUGAUGGAUUUACAAACCAUGUGGCUGGUUCUUCGCCAGCUGUGGAAUGCGCACUAAGGCAACCGGAAAUGUAUGCAAAUGGGGGCGAAGAUCAGGCCUCUGUCAUCGCAGAAAGCCUGGAUUACGAACUAGGGUACUCUGCAAUCCAGAAAAUAGCAGUCUCCCAUCCAUCAAAAACGGCAGUGGAGGAAUUUUCCAGAGCGAGGAUUACGUAUGCGGGGUUGUCUAUCAAGAUGAACCAGCUGGCUGGCCUGUUGAGAGACAAGGGAGUCGUGCUGGAGCAAGUGGUCCCGAUGAUGCUAGAGAAAUCGAUCAACACCGUUGUUGCGAUGUUUGGUAUUCUCGUCGCUGGAGGAGCCUUUUUGCCUCUAGGCCCAGAGAGUCCCAGGGACAGAAACCUGGGAAUCCUCGACGACUGCAACGCCAGUGUCAUCGUUACCGAUCGACUAAACGCGGAGUUCUUUAAGGAUACGAAGUACGACAUUAUCGUGAUGGAUGCCCUCGAGUGGGACUCGAUGCCCAUCGAACGACAGGUGGUGCCCGGAUUAAGCCCCGAUAGCCUUGCCUACGUGAUAUACACCUCCGGCAGUACCGGCAAGCCCAAAGGCACGCUCAUCUCACACAAGGCCAUUGUCGCGGCCCUGGAAGGGAUACUCGACGCCACAGUCGACGACAACUCACGUCGCAUCCUGUGGUCUCUAAACUACACAUUUGACGGGUCUUUCUAUCCUCUCUUCCCGACUCUCGGAACUGGUCGCACGCUGUGCGUGGCUCCGCAGAACACUAUCCUAGCCAACCUUGCAGAGAUCAUCACGACCAUGAGGAUCGACCAAGUCAAUCUGACGCCUACAAUGGCCGGACUUCUUCACCCCGACGACGUUCCCACGCUGGAAAUCCUUGCUACGGGAGGUGAACCCGUCACUCCUCAUAUGCUGACGGUGUGGGCACCGCGCAUCAAAGUCUACACCUCCUACGGGCCUACUGAAGCAACGAUCUGCGUUACAACCAAAGAGGUCACUCCCGAGAUGAAUAUUCGGAAUAUCGGAGCCCCCUUCCCAAACACCACCGCUAUGAUUCUCGACCCAGAUACAAUGGAAUCAAUGCCACAGGGUAGCGUUGGAGAGCUCUGUAUCGCUGGGCCCCAGCUGGCGAGGGGGUAUUUGAAUCGCCCCGAAGCCACCAGUAAAGUGUUCCAUGACAGAUCAGAUCAAAGACUCUACCGCACAGGGGACCUUGCUAGGCUGUUGCCCAACGGCGAGAUCGAGCUAUAUGGACGCAAAGAUGACCAGGUGAAAAUCAAUGGGUACCGAAUGGAACUCGGUGAGGUCGAGACUGUGAUCAUGCAAGCAGAGAUAUUCACCCAGUGCGCCGUCAUCGCAGCCACCGUUCUCAAGAAAAAGCAGCUCAUCUCAUUCUGCUCCACGGUAACCCAGACAACAGGGGAGGAUAUAGCAGCAGCAGAUGCAGCAGGAAACUGGCUUCUGCCACCGGAGGAGGCGCCAAAGAUUGAUCAAAUCAAGGAGCAACUCACCACGUUGCCGCAAUACAUGGUCCCGACCUUAUGGCUACCUGUGUCGCAGUUCCCUCUUCUGACCUCAGGGAAAAUUGACCGGAAGCGGCUGACAGCUGUGGUAGAAGGUAUGGAUGACAGUUUACUCAAAGCAUAUCUGCCUCUGGAAGAAGCGUCAGAGAUCAGUUCGGAAGAAGAGCAGGAAUUGCAGUCGCUCUGGUCAGUCCUUUUUGCAACACCAGCCGAGGCGAUCCACGCCAAUUCCACCUUCCAUGCCUUGGGAGGCGAUUCAAUCUCUGCGCUGAACCUCGGCAGCAUGCUUCGUCGGCGCGGAUACAGAAUACAGAUCAACGAUAUCCUGUCUAGCCGUACGUUGCGGGAACAGGCAGCGCUGAUGGUCAAAGACACCGAGAAUGCUAAAACCGCCACAUCUAGAGCUGUCCAGCCAGUCAACUAUGAGCCACCGCAGGCCGUAUACGAGCGUCUUUUCCAAGCAGGCGUCUCCACAAAUGAUAUUGAGGAUAUUUAUCCGUGCAGCCCGGGCCAGAUCGAAUUCCUGACCCAGGGGAAGAAGCAGGAGCAGUUCUGGCAGCUGAUGGCCGUCCGGACACUCCCUGAUGACCUGGACUUCGAACGAUGGGUCUAUUUGACGACGCAGCUGACGAAGAAGAACCAGAUUCUGCGUGCUUUGUAUAUCCACACCGACCCAAACGACCCUCAGACAGCCGUCCAGGUCGUUCUCAAACAUCCCGUCCUCAACCUGGCUUAUCGAUCCUACCGGACGGAAGAAGAGAAACAGGAAAUAUUAGAAGCCGAGUGGGAAACCCUCUUCGAUCCUUCGAAACCAUUCGUGCGAUACACGCUGCUGGUGAACUCGGAAAAUGGCACGCGGGACCUGGCCAUCAAAUUGGACCAUGCCUCGUACGAUGGGACCCUCCUGCACAUUUUCGACGAUCAAUUCAAAGCCCUCCACCAGAACCAGCCCAUCCAGAAGCAUACCCCGUUUAAGGACUUCAUCAAUCAUAUUCUGUGCACCCCGAAACAGCCCCAGCUCGACUACUGGAGCCGCGUCCUUGAGGACUACCGGUUCGAGUUUCCUCCCAAGAUCACCAAUCCGAAGCUGUCGCAGGUGGAAGUUGCCCAAAUCGGCAUUUCCGUGGGCGUUAAUGCCCUGGCAACCUCCACAGGCGUCACGGCACCAAUUGUAUUCCAGACCGCAUAUUCCCUCCUGCUGGCACACCUCAGUGGCUCGCGGGACGUCGGGUAUGAUAAUCUCGUCACAGGCCGCAAUGUAGCGAUCGACAAUCCGCAGCUCAUCGACGGCAACUGUGCUAACUUCCUGCCAUUCCGGUCUCGCGUGGUGGACGAUGAGCCCAUUGAGGGGCUCCUUAAAUCCACACAGGUUGCGUUCUGGGCCUCGACGGAAAACGGUCUCGUGUCGCUCGGUGAGAUCUACGGGGCUCUGGGGUGGGAUCGCACCACGACCACCGCCAGAUGCCUGUUUUGCUUCCAGCCGUUCGAGCCAGCGCCCGCGGGGCAGGAUCCCAUGCGUUGGAUCGUCAUGAAGAUGAGCAAGAACCGAAUGCACUUCAACUACGCGAUCCAACUGGAGGUCGUCAAGGCGGCUGAGAAGGGCGAGUAUGUUCUACGCUUUGGGUAUGAUAAGAGGGCAUUCACGACGGAGAAGGCUCAGAUGGCUUUAGGGUGGUAUACCAGGUGUUUGGAGGGGAUGGGGAAGAGAAGAUUAGUUGGGGAAUUGGGUGUAUAG